AUGAGCACCCUUGGAUGCAAGUACGACAAGAACACGUGUAAACAUGACCUGUGUCUACAGUGUAAAGAGAGACAUGUUAUUGAUCUAAAUACCAUAUACCAUGAAGUUGUGAUUUACCGCGAGAAAUAUGAAUACAUGCCAAAACAAGAGCCUUGUAUGAGACAUCCAAAGAAAAUCUAUGAACUUUUUUGUCACUCAUGUGAACUUCAUGUGUGUAACCAAUGUAAAAUUCGUAGAUUACCAGAACAGAAAAGAACAGUUAUCAGACACCUUGCCAGCAUAGAGGUCUUUGAACACAGAUCUGAGCAAUGGAUUCAGAAUGGAUGGAUAGCACACACGGAAAACAAUACCGGUGAUCUUAUUUACAUAGACAGAGAUGGUAACAUUAACAAACUAUAUAAAGAUAACAGAUCAAAGCUUACCUUGAUGAAGAAAACAGAUUUUUGGAUACUGCGCUGUGUUUACUGCUCCCCUACCAAUGGAGUUCUUUUGGUUGGUAUGUAUAAUUAUGAUACCAAAACAGGCAAGGUAGCACUGUAUAAGGACACAGGACAACAGAUACAUACCAUACAAUACGACAUUACAGGUCUGGAACUAUAUGGUCUACCUAGAUACAUAACUGAGAAUUGUAAUGGGGAUAUCAUUGUGUCUCUCUGUAUUGAUGAUGGUACUAAUCGUGGUGAAGUAGUCGUAACAGAACGUGGAGGAAGACAUCGCUUCUCCUAUACAGGACCUCCAUCAGGAUCAGAACUUGAUCCAUAUGGAAUCUGUACAGAUGCAUUGUCACACAUCCUUGUGUGUGAUCCAUGCACCCAGGCAGUACACAUGAUAUACAAAGACGGCUACUUCCUGUCACUGAUACCAACAUUAGUGAUAGAUAGACCAUGGAGCCUGAGUUAUGAUGUAAAAACUCAUCUUCUUUGGGUCGGAUCAUUAAAUGACAGGAUUUGUGUCUACAGAUACAUAGAUAGGCAAACUCUUUGA
Saccostrea echinata is the source of this 984-nucleotide messenger RNA. RefSeq lists its product as uncharacterized. The record is from RefSeq and is a predicted model, not a curated record. The transcript is spliced from 3 exons. Gene Ontology annotation, molecular function: zinc ion binding. The coding region runs from base 1 to 984 and encodes 327 amino acids. NCBI's taxonomy places the organism in Eukaryota, Metazoa, Mollusca, Bivalvia, Ostreida, Ostreidae.